AUGGAAAUCAAACCACUUUUAAGGAGGCUUGGCACGGUGGUCCGGGCCUUCUUCACCUUCCUCUUCGCCCUGGUGGUUCUUGGAGUGGUAAUGUGGGCUUACAUUAGUGGCAUCCCAAUCAUCUCUUCUCCAUACGGCAUCAUCUCCUUUGGCUUCUAUGGUCUGCUGCUUAGUCUCCACCUGCUGAUCCAGAGUAUUUUUGCCUUUGUGGAGCACCGGCGGAUGCGUGCUCGACGCAAACCCUGCUCCUACACCAAGACCAUUGGCUUCACCAUCUCUGCUUACCAAGAAGACCCUGUGUACCUGCGGGAAUGCUUGCAGUCGAUCAGGGCGCUCCAGUAUCCUGCUGAGCUUCUCCGAAUCAUCAUGGUGGUGGACGGGAACUCAGAAGAUGACCGCUACAUGAUGGAGAUGUUCCGGGAGGUCUUUGCCGACCAGGAUCCUGGCUGCUAUGUGUGGCUGAACAAUUACCAUACGUGGGACACCAAAGCACAGCAGGGGCAGGCAGCUGGCCCAUGGGGUGAUGUGGGAAUGGGAUUUGAGGAGGACCCUCAGCGCAGGGAGGUAGAGGAGCUGAUCAGUAGCAAGAGAUGUGUUUGCAUCAUGCAAAAGUGGGGAGGCAAGAGAGAAGUUAUGUACACAGCCUUCAAAGCACUAGGACCAUCAGUGGACUAUAUACAGGUUUGUGACUCAGACACUAAGCUGGACCCUUUGGCCACAGUCGAGCUGGUAAAGGUACUUGAGAGUAACCCCAAGUAUGGUGCAGUAGGUGGUGAUGUAAUGAUCCUCAACUUGAAGGACUCCUACAUCAGCUUCAUGAGCAGCCUGCGCUACUGGAUGGCCUUCAACAUCGAGAGGUCCUGCCAGUCAUUCUUUGACUGCGUCUCUUGUAUCAGUGGCCCCUUAGGUCUGUAUAGAAAUGACCUCUUACAACAGUUUCUGGAGGAUUGGUACAACCAGAAGUUUCUUGGAACACACUGCACUUUUGGAGAUGAUCGCCAUCUCACCAAUCGCAUGCUGAGCAUAGGCUAUGCCACCAAGUACACAGCUCGCUCGAAGUGCUACACGGAGACACCAGCCCAGUUCCUCCGGUGGUUAAACCAGCAGACCCGAUGGACCAAGUCCUACUUCCGCGAGUGGCUCUACAAUGCAAUGUGGUGGCACAAGCAUCACCUUUGGAUGACCUAUGAGUCCAUCGUAUCCGGCGUCUUCCCCUUCUUCGUCACGGCCACCAUCAUCCGACUCUUCUGGACGGGUACGCUGUGGGACGUCCUGUGGGUGCUCUGCUGUAUUCAGCUGAUUGGGCUAAUCAAGGCGGCCUAUGCUUGCAUCCUGCGUGGGAAAGUAGUCAUGGUCUUCAUGUCGCUUUACUCUGCCCUCUACAUGACGAGCCUCCUGCCUGCCAAGUACUUUGCCAUAAUUACCAUGAAUAAGAGCAGCUGGGGGACCUCAGGCCGCCGCAAGAUCGUGGGCAACUACAUCCCCCUGCUGCCCCUGUCGGUGUGGGCGGCCAUCUUGCUGAGCGGCUUGGUCUACACAAUCUACAGGGAAAGCCAACUGGACUGGACUACAGCUGCAAAGCAAGAGGAGAUCAAGUUUUUGAUCUUUGGUGCCAUGGCCUACGUCAGUUACUGGCUUAUAAUGUGCCUCCUUUACUGGGUGUGGUUUCGCAGACUGUGCCGAAAACGUUCACAAAGUUACAAAGUGAGUGUGUAG
Pygocentrus nattereri (red-bellied piranha) is the source of this 1716-nucleotide messenger RNA. RefSeq names its product hyaluronan synthase 1 (gene has1). Gene Ontology annotation, biological process: extracellular matrix assembly; hyaluronan biosynthetic process. The record is from RefSeq and is a predicted model, not a curated record. The transcript is spliced from 4 exons. Gene Ontology annotation, molecular function: hyaluronan synthase activity. NCBI's taxonomy places the organism in Eukaryota, Metazoa, Chordata, Actinopteri, Characiformes, Serrasalmidae. Bases 1 to 1716 code for a protein of 571 amino acids.